Culex pipiens pallens (northern house mosquito) is the source of this 2040-nucleotide messenger RNA. RefSeq names its product dihydrolipoyllysine-residue succinyltransferase component of 2-oxoglutarate dehydrogenase complex, mitochondrial. Lineage: Eukaryota; Metazoa; Arthropoda; Insecta; Diptera; Culicidae. Gene Ontology annotation, biological process: tricarboxylic acid cycle. Gene Ontology annotation, molecular function: dihydrolipoyllysine-residue succinyltransferase activity. The transcript has 6 exons. The record is from RefSeq and is a predicted model, not a curated record. Gene Ontology annotation, cellular component: oxoglutarate dehydrogenase complex. Bases 1 to 1377 code for a protein of 458 amino acids.
AUGGGUGGAGGAGAGUUCGUCAGCCAAGCUUCCCGUUCCUACCACCAGGGGCGUGCCGUUCUGCAGAGACUGGUUCGAUCGGCCGCCACCGAGGCAGCACCAUCGUCCCAACAAUCUACCGUCGCCGCCUCGAGAUGGAUGAUCUCGGAGCGAAACAUCUUCACCUCGGCCAGGCUGCUGAGUUCCGAGAUUGUGAAGGUGCCACCGUUUGCCGACUCUGUGUCGGAGGGUGACGUCAAGUUCGAGAAGAAGGUGGGCGAUGCCGUGGCCGCCGACGAGGUCGUGAUGGAGAUCGAGACGGACAAGACCACGGUGGGCGUUCCGUCGCCCGCGCACGGUAUCAUCGAGGAGAUUUUCGUCGCGGACGGUGACACCGUAAAGUCCGGCCAGCAGCUGUUUAAGCUGAAGGUCACUGGCGAAGCCCCCAAGGCUGCUGCCAAACCCGCUGAGGCGGCGGCACCAGCUGCGGCUGCUCCUCCACCGCCACCACCCCCGCCAGUGGCCGCCGCUAGGCCACCUCCACCGGCGGCCGCAGCUGCUGCCCCUCCGCCACCACCACCGCGGCCAGCGGCUCCUAUUAGCAAAAUGCCCGUCGCGGCCAUCCGUCACGCACAGGCCAUCGAAGCGGCCACGGUGAAGGUGCCCCCAGCGGACUACAGCAAGGAAAUCACCGGAACGCGCUCCGAGCAGCACGUCAAGAUGACCCGCAUGCGGUUGAAGAUUGCGUCGCGCCUGAAGGAAGCCCAGAACACGAACGCCAUGCUGACGACGUUCAACGAGAUCGAUAUGAGCUUCAUCAUGGACUUCCGCAAGCAGCACCUGGACGCCUUCGUCAAGAAGUACGGUAUCAAGUUUGGCUUCAUGUCUGCCUUCUGCAAAGCGACCGCCUACGCCCUGCAGGACCAACCCGUUGUGAAUGCCGUCAUCGAGGAAAAUGAAAUCGUCUACCGCGACUACGUAGACAUCUCGGUGGCCGUGGCGUCACCCAAGGGUCUGGUCGUGCCGGUGCUGCGAAACGUCGAGGCCAUGAACUACGCCGACAUUGAGCUGUCGAUCGCCGCCCUCGCCGACAAGGCCAAGAAGGGUACGCUGGCGGUCGAGGACAUGGACGGCGGUACCUUCACCAUCUCGAACGGUGGAGUGUUUGGAUCGCUGCUGGGAACGCCCAUCAUCAACCCGCCGCAGAGCGCCAUCCUCGGCAUGCACGGAAUCUUUGAGCGUCCGAUCGCGGUGAAAGGGCAGGUCGUCGUCCGACCGAUGAUGUACGUCGCGCUGACCUACGAUCACCGACUGAUUGAUGGUCGCGAGGCCGUCACCUUCCUGCGCAAGGUCAAGGCCGCCGUCGAGGAUCCCCGCAUCAUCCUGGCUGGACUGUAAACAAAAAACAACUUGAAAUGCCGCCGUUUGAAACUCUCACACUCACACAACUAGGAGUCGAAGUCAAAGAAGAAGUAACGAUUAAAAGUAGCAUCACGGCAGAAAACGACGACGACGACGAUGACGACGAGGACAACGGUGAUGACGAAAUUAAUACACCCACACAAACACACACACGCGCUAUAGUAAACCAAUUUUUCACCAACAUAGUGAUGUUUGGAAAUGAAUUUUUAGUGAUUACAAGAAUCUUACAGUAAAAAAAAAGAAAAAAACCAAUGAUAGAACAAAAUCAAACCCCACUUGACCCUUUUGUUGUUGCUUUGCCAGAAUAUCGAGGCUUGUUAUCGUACAACUCAUGUACGAAAAAGAGAGAGAGAGAGAGAGAGAGAGAGAGAGAUUUUUGUUACAGCCCAGGAAACUCACCCUUUCUUCGCCCCAAUUCCGUCGUGCAAGUACUAAGUCAACGCUAUCACUUACCUACCGUUAGCCGCCGCCAGCCGUUUGUGUAGAUCCGUAACACCGAACCAGUUUUAGGGCUUUGUUUUCGACGACGCGAUGAUGAAAAUCGUUUUGGCGCUACCGUGCAGAAAUGAACGGCAAAUUUAAGAGAAAAAAACACAUCUUAAGAAUAAAAGAAAACCGACAUGGUUACUACCAAUGGCA